This is a messenger RNA of Mycena indigotica, 1602 nucleotides long. RefSeq lists its product as uncharacterized. The record is from RefSeq and is a predicted model, not a curated record. Bases 7 to 1602 code for a protein of 531 amino acids. Lineage: Eukaryota; Fungi; Basidiomycota; Agaricomycetes; Agaricales; Mycenaceae. The transcript is spliced from 4 exons.
CUUCCCAUGUCGCUACACACAAACCUCCUCCGCCUGCUCGUCCCGCUCUCGCUCGCGCUCGCCGUCGUCGCGGGCACCGUUGCGUUCGGCGUGGACGGGCUUGUGCUUGGCACCGGCCACCGCCUCGUCGAUGCUGAGCUGCUCGUCGUGCGCGGCGCGGCGUUGCUGCUCGCUGCGUUCUGGGGCUCCGCCGCGGGUGCCGUCUACGGGUAUCUCAAGAAGACCAAGGUGGCCAACGAUCUGGAGAGCGGACCGGUCUUCAGUGUGACCCUUCAAGAAAAGGCCCUCCUGCCCACCGUGACGCCUGCCCACGUGCCGUACAUCCCACCCUUUCCCCCGGCCCCGCCCAUCGUCCCCGCACCAUUCCCCGCCAUCGCUCCCUUCAACGGCAGCAACGAAUACUACCGCUGCGUCGACUGCGCCGCGUUCUUCCUCCUGCCCGGCCAGCUCGCAGACCACAUGGAGGACCACCACGGCUGGGAGCAGUACGCCGCCAAGCCGGCCGACGGCUACAAAUGCGUCGACUGUCCUGCCCUCCUCCCCGACGCGAUGGCGCUGCGCACCCAUAUGCAGGGCGUCCACGGCUGGGGAUACGGCCACGGGUUCGCCAACGUUAACAGCACCGUCGUGGAGAAGUUCGCGUGUGUCGACUGUCCGCUCAGCUUCACCGACAAGUACACGCUGCAGGCCCAUCUGGAGGACGCCCACGGCCGCUGGCCGGACUUUGUCGAGCCCCUCGUCCCGGGGCCGCCCGCGCCGGCGACCAUGUACUGCAGCGCUUUGGGCUGUGGAAUGCCGUGUGCGGGCGUCGAAGGUCUGAACGCUCACAAACUCGCUGCACAUGGAAUCAACCCGCCCCCGCCCCCGCCGCCGGCCUUCGUCACGGUUUUCUGCAGCGUCCUCGGAUGUGGCCUGGCAUUCGCCGGCGCGGAUGCGCUGAACAGCCAUAAACUCACCGCGCAUGGCAUUCCGUUCCCAGCCCCAGCGCCAGCGCCCGGCCCGAUGGCGGCUACUUCAGCCGUCUCUCUUUACUGUGGCUACGCCGGGUGCCCCAUGUGGUGCCCGGGCCAGGACGCACUGACCUCCCACAAACUCGCCGCGCAUGGCGUCCUUCCGCCCCCGGGCCCUUCAUCAACCACGGCUUGGGGCUUCCCGGCGGCAGUGCCAUCGCACGCAGCGCCAUACGCCCCCGCGCCAAUGGCAUCGCGCUACCGUGACACCCCCUCCCCGGCCCCGGCGCCUGCACCGAGCACCACUUUCCCCGCCUACCCGCCCUUCAGCAGCACCCCCGACGCCUGGCACCCCGGCGCCGCCUGGGCCGCCCGCCCCAUCGUCCCCUGGCCGGCGCCAGCUCCGACCGCCCCGCGUCCGGCCUACCCGGCGUUCGACUGGGACGCGCCCCCGCCGCUCGUGCCCCCCGCGCCGUGGGCGAUGCCCGCAGGGCUUUCCGGCCCGCGCACUCCGUCGCCGGCGCCGUCGCCGACACCCCCGCCGCCGCCCGAGCUGCUGGCGGACACGUUCCCCGCGACGCGGGCGCUGUCGGACAUCACCGAGGCCACCGAGGCGGGCGAGGUCGGGAAGGACAACUUGAAGGCGGAGUAG